AAAACGUCGCACAAUUUCCGAUUCCCGUUAUCAAUGUCUCAGUUUGGAGCAAAGAAUCCAGCUGCAUGGGCUCGUCCUCCCGGAGGGCAGCAACUGAAUGCAGGACUAUUUCAAAGUCCGUUGAUCGGAGGUCAGGCAGCAUUUGGUGGAGUGCCGCAAAUGGCCGGUAUGCCGGCAGGUAUGAUCAAUGCGGCUGCAUUCUCACAACAAGCUGCCGCUAGCAUCGGCAUGAACCUGAGUAUGUUACAGUCACCGCAACAAGCUGCGAUCCGCAUGCAAACACAACAACAGAACAUUUUUAUACUCAACAAUUUGAUUCACUUCAAAAAUGUUCUGUUCGGACAAUGCACAAACAACUUUCAGCAGCCACAGCAAAAGAAUCGAACAUUCUCAGGUGUUGUUACAAAAAUGCAUGACAGUUAUGGCUUCAUUGAUGACGAUGUCUUCUUCCAAGUCAGUGUUGUGCGAGGAACGUUACCUCGAACUGGCGAUCGUGUAAUGGUGGAGGCGUCGUACAAUCCGACGAUGCCGUUCAAGUGGAAUGCAUUCCGUGUUCAGUUGAUCUCGUCACCCGACAAACCAUCCGCACCUCAGAUGAUGCAGCAGUCCCACCAACAGCAACAAGCAGCACAUCUUCAUGCGCAUUCACUCGAGAUGCAGCAACGUUCAAGACAGAUGCAACAGCAGCAGCAGCAACAGCCAUCACUGAUGGGCAGUAUGCCGCCAUCGCAAAGAGGCAAUGCUGCACCGCCGAUGGGUGCUGCUGGUGGAGGUGCAGGUAUGGGCACGGGUGGUGGAGGCGCAUCGCCUUGGUCCAAUAAAAGCAUGCAAGGUUCACAUCAGAGUCCGUUAUCACGUCCGAGCGAACCGCAUAUGAGAGAAUCUCGUCCUGUGCAACGGUCACGUUCCCCACCGCCACAGAUGGCUCGUCGUGGUGGACCGAUGCCGGGACCGGACAGCAUUCAGAGCGGUCGUCGGAUGAGUCCGCCGAUGAGACGAUCAUCUCCUCCGCGUAAUCUUAUCAGACGUUCAACACCAAAGAGAUGUAUUGUGCAAUGCGAAAAAUUCAGAAGUCCGCCGCCCUCUCGGAAUGAGUUCAGUCGAAACAGUGCGAGUAUGAUGCGUUCUCCGCCACCGUCGAAGCGUAACUCUUCACCACCACCUCGUCGGCACGAUUCGCUUAAACGAGAACGAUCCUCGCCAAGUGGUUCGAUGAAGAAAGAAUCCGUGAUUCGUGACAGUCUAUCACCACCACGAAGACGUGCACGCAUCAUCCCCAGAUACCACUGUCAUAUACCCAAGCUGCCCAUCGCUAUGGCCAAUGUAACAACUAAUCAAAGUAUAAUACAACUACGAAGACGUUACGCAUCACUCUACAUACCAUCGGACUUCAUCGAAGCGUCAAUCGAAUGGACUGCAACAACGCCACUCGAUAACCCAAUUGCAAUUUCAACCACUCCGACCAUAUUUCAUGUGUUGCACAAAGAUGUCGAUCAGCCGAAAGGAGCUAAUUCUGAACCGAUCAUCCUCUCACCGCCAGAUGCUGACUCAAGAUUCAGUGCUAAGGUUAUUCUUCUGGCUCAUGGAGGUUUGUCAACAAUUCAACAGAAAGCCUACGGACUAAUGGCUGAUGGUUCAACGGAUGACGGUGCUGAUCCAACACCUCUAUCACGUUGUCUCAGUUUCCUUGUUGGAACGCGAGGCAAAGGUGAGAUGACCGCAUUGGGAGGGGCAUGGUCGAAGUCAUUGGACGGCGAUGAGCCAGAGAGUGAUCCUCAAGUGCUUGUACGUACUGCAAUUCGUACGGUGCGAGCACUGACUGGCGUUGACCUGUCAAAGUGUACAAAAUGUUUGGGUGAGAUAUGGGAUGGAUCAGUAGCAAGAUCGAGGGAGAUAUGUGCCGCUGCAUUCAGAUGCAGUGAUACAUCCAGGACAACGGUUGCCGUAAGAUAUGCUCGUUUGAUAUGCUCUACUGGAGAAGGCAGGUAUUGUUGCGUUUACAAAAGUCAAACUUACUACAUCUCUUGCAACAUCAGGUACAAAAUGGCACAGUUACGGUACCAUCGAGCUGAUAAAGAGCGGGUGGACACCAGCGUUUUGUUUUUGCCCGAUACGAGUACACUGAUGCCAGAUGAUGCGAGCUAUCGUGAGCAAUUAGCCGUUCUUAAGAAUCAACUGGCCACUAAGAUUGCUUCGAUAGAAGCGAUGAAACUGGAUGUUUCAACUGCAUCAUCAUCGGCCGUAUCGUCGUCGAACCAAGCCGACGAUUCGGUGGAUGUCUCGACAUCUGAAGGAGGUGCUACGUCUAAUGGUGCUGCUACUAAUGGCUCUGGUGAUCAGCAACAACCGCAACAACAACAGCAACAACAAGGCGACACUGGUUCUGCAGGGGAGGCAUCUGAGACUACCAAGCAGCAGGUGCGCCAACUCAAUACUCUCGUUGAAGUGGCUGCUGAGGAGGACGAGGACGAUGAGGAUGACUUAACGCCGACUCAUUGGUCAAAGCUUGACAUCAAGACGAUGAAGGUGGCUGAAUUACGGCAAGAGUUAAUGGCCAGAGAUCUGGAAACGAAAGGCAUCAAGUCAGUGCUGUUUGGCCGAUUGCAAGCGGCGUUGAAUGAGGAGAAAGCGAAGGAAGAAGGAAAAGUUGAGGAGGAAAAAGAGAAGGAGAUUGCAAAAGAGAAGGAACAGGAAAAAGAAAAGGAUAAGGAAAAGGUCAGUCGACAAAGGUAUUCGGCGAUCGUAGAUUUUGCUUGCAAUAUGCCUUUUAAUGAACUGUAUAUUGUGAUCCAGGUUGAGGAAGAAAAACCAAUAACUAAAGAAGAACCAAAAGAAGGGAAAGAAUUAACUGAAGAGGAGAAGAAAGCACUCGAAAAACUGGAGAAAGAGAAGAAGGAGAAGAAGUUAUCGUUGGAGCGACAUUACGCAAUGCCGAAAGAGACCGGCAUCCUUGUGCAUCCGAGCAGACUGGCGAAGGGUGGUAAAUUCGAUUGCAAAGUGGUGUCGUUGCACAAUCUGCUUGACUAUCGCAUCGACGAUUGUAAAGAGCACACAUUCGAGUUAGCGAUAAUGGUGGAGUGUAUUACGGAGAUGUUGGAUCGUAGUCAUGCAUUCGGUGUGUACAAAUCGAUAAGUUGUGCACUCGACAAAGACGCUGAAAAGAAACGUCGUAAUGAGGCGAAGAUUGUGGAAUUUUUGUUUGGACUUAUGAAAUUAUGCGCUGCAGAAGUGGACGAUAAAAGUAACGAUAAAUCGGAAGAACAAAAGAAGAAAGACGAAGAAAAACGCGAAGAAGAGCGUAAAAAGGCACUCGGUGAGCCACGAAAAGCGAUUGUGGUGAAUCGAUCUGCAUUCAGCGCAUUCUGCUAUUUCGAUAGGAAUCUUUGCGGAUAUUUGAUAGAGAAAGAUGUGGAAGAGAUUUUAUUGUCGAUUGGUCUGAAUGUUUCACGAGCGCAUGUGCAGAAACUGUUGAAGAAGUUAUCAUCGCAUGAAAAGAUAAACUAUCGACAUUUAACAGAUAGCUGGUUGACGAAGGAUGGCACUGUUCAAUACAAGCCAGGUGUUCUCGAUGAUGCGCCUGAUUUGGACGCACUUUGCAAAGGGACGUUGGUGAGUCCAUCGCAACACAAAGACAUGAUGAAGGUGAAUGGAACACCGGAUGUGAGUGACUCGGGAACGGUGCUUUUCAACGGAUCGUUGAUGAACGUUGUGCAGAUGAUCCAUAAUACGGAUAAUAUGCAAGCGGAACGCAAUAAUGCACUGCAGAAAGUGGACAUGCUCGAAGCACAAUUGAAAGAAAGUGCAAAGAAUUCACAACUAUUGGAGAAGAAGAAAAAACGAUUGGAAGAUGAUGUGGAUAAAUAUCGUAAGAGAUUGCACGAUGCUGAGAAAUGUCUUAAGAAUUCUGUGGACGAUACGGUGCAGAUGAAAUCAACAAUUCAAGAAUAUCGUAAAAUUGGUGAACGAAUGAUUGGACUGGCCGAAAAAAUAAUGCCGUCAACGAAGGAGGAUGAUCGCGAGGAACGUGAGUCGAGUAAACGUGACAAGAAGGAGGAUAAAGACGAGAAAAAAUCGUCGAAGAAAGAAAAGACAAAGGAAAGCGAGUCGUUAUCGAAAGCAACAACUGGAAGUAGCAGUGUGGUCGAGGAGAAGAAGGAACUGCAGUUAGUUGAUGAGAUUGUGGAUCAGGAGCAGAUGGACACGGAUGCGAUUGUGUUGAGUGAAGAGGUCGGUGACGAUGAGACGGCCAAAGAAGCCACCAAAGACGACUCGAAAGAGACGAAUGCUGACGUGAGUAGCAGAGCUGAUGAACCGAAACAAACUACCGAAUAA
Messenger RNA from Anisakis simplex (herring worm), 4332 nucleotides. NCBI's taxonomy places the organism in Eukaryota, Metazoa, Nematoda, Chromadorea, Rhabditida, Anisakidae. The record is from the annotation of a GenBank genome assembly.